This is a messenger RNA of Durusdinium trenchii, 1794 nucleotides long. Lineage: Eukaryota; Dinophyceae; Suessiales; Symbiodiniaceae. The record is from the annotation of a GenBank genome assembly.
AUGGAGUUACGUCCUUGCACGAUUGGCAAUGCAUCAGAAGGGCCGGAAAGGCCGCCCAGGCCACAGCAGGAAGAGUCUAUGGACUCGGAGUAUGAGCUGAAUUGCUUCGAGGCCUUCCGGCAGUACUGCGUCAACGCCAACAUCGCGUUGGUGCGGCCAACGUUCCUGGAAGAGCUUUGCGCAGCUGGUGGGGUCUGGCCUCGGAGGCAGGAGGCGGAACAAAUCCCAGGAGCUUUGUACAAGCCUGGGCCCCAUGACGAGUUCUCCUUCAUCGGAAUCUCCCACUGCUGGGAGUCUCGCGAGCAUCCUGACCCUUUCGGGUACCAGCUCAGUACGAUCGUGGACGCAUGGCACUACUGGAGAGAGGCCGAGCCCGAGAAGUACGAAGAAGGCAACAUCUACUUCUUCAUUGAUUACAUGAGCUUGCCACAGUUCAAAAGAAGUGCAGAAGAGCAGAAGUCCUUCCAAAGAGCAAUGAAGCACAUGCAUCUCUUCUACGCGAACAGUGGUGCCACGUUUUGCAAGAGCGUGUGGCGCUUGGGGAAGCUCACGCCUCCAAGCGUGAAGAGACGGCAGAUUUGUCAGGGGCGAACCAUUCCGGUCUACAUCGUGGCGGAAGGGAAGGUGGUCGAAGUCCCCCUCAAGCGCUUGAAACGCAGCGUUGACGGCAAGUGCGGCCCGUCUUGCGACGAUCACUGUCGCAAUUUGCACGCCAAUGACAUCGUGUAUCUCGGCCGGGGCUGGUGUAGAGCGGAAUACGAAUGGGCCAAGCCCAACACGGUUGACAUCUCGCGGCAAGGCGUGUGCCUGCGCCGCUGCUGUGCGCAGUAUCACUCGUGGUUUUACCGGUUCUCGCUGCCCUGGACGCCUGAGGCGUUCCAAAGAAAUGUCUCCACCAACACCUUGAAGUUCACACACCGCAGCGACAUUAAGCCCGUGAUUGAGCUGCAACGCAAAGUGUUCGAUCAGAAAGUGGCCACCCUGGAGAAGUUCGAGUGCAAUUGGCUUCCAUGCCAUGAAGUUGAGGACCUUUUGGAACUGCUGCCCCUCCUGGGCGCCGUGCAGGAAUUCUGGCUCACCGAAGCUUACGUUCCACACUCGCAGCAGUUGCCGUUGGCGAAUGCCUUGGCCAGACGCCCGGCUUUACAGAAGGUGCUCAUCAACUCUGUCCGGUUGGAGCCCCCUGUGGUGCAAGUCCUCGCCGAUGUGCCGCAGCUGCGCACCUUGCGGCUCUUCGCCUGCGGCCUGGGCGACGCCGGCGCCGGCGCGGUGGCGGCGGGUUUGACGCAGCACGCGGCGCUGCAGGAGGUGUGGCUGGAAUGCAACGGCAUUGGCGACCUCGGUGCGGAGGCCUUGGCCAAGGCCUUGGAAAGCAACCACGUCUUAGAGCUGCUGGACUUGCAGCUCAACCACAUCCGAUCCUCUGGUGCCAUCGCUUUGGCGGAGGCCUUGCGGCUUCGCAACGAGGCCAUGAGACGCUUGGUGAUGCGAUACAAUCCGAUGGAUGCCCAGGGGGUCCAAGCUCUGAGGCGAGCUGUUGCAGAGAAAGAGAGCCUGGACGUGGAUCAUGAAGGGCUGGAGAGAAAUGCAGAGAGUUCCUAUUGUGGAUGGAUGUUUUGUGUGCUUUUGCGAGUCUUCGUUUGGAUCGUCGUCACCAUCGCUCUGUGUCCCAUGAAGUGCUUCGUAUGGCGGCAGAGAGUGAGUGGCUGCAUCGGCACGCGGCUGUGCAGCCACCGUGCUGAGGCCAGACAUGAGGCAGUGAGUGACGAUUCCAGUGUGGCAAGCAUGGACUGA